UUCCCACCGAGGAUGCAUUCCCACGCCACUCCCGACGGCAGAGCUGUCCCUCAUUUUCCCAGGUCUCACCUUACUGAAGCAGUUGCCAAAGCCAAGGCAGGGGGAGGUGGUGGUGGAAGCACUGGUGGAAGUGGAAGAGGUCUUGUGGGACAGAUUAUCCCUAUCUAUGGAUUCGGCAUCUUCUUAUAUAUUCUGUACAUAUUAUUUAAGCUGGCUUCCAAAGGAAGAACGACUCCUGCAGAACGGAAAUGCCCCACUGCUACACCUGGGAACACCAAGAGGAAGAUCACUGACUAUGAGCUUGCUCAGCUCCAAGAAAGACUGAGAGAGACAGAAGAAGCCAUGGAAAAAUUAAUCAACAGAGUAGGACCUAUGUAUGACAGCAGGACUCAGAAUGUUACAACAGACCAGGAAAAAAUGUUACUUCAACAACUCAGAGAAAUCACUAGAGUUAUGAAAGAAGGAAAAUACGUAGAUGACAUCUCUCCUGAGAAGGAAGCUGAGGAAGCUCCUUACAUGUCAGACUGGGAAGGUUAUCCAGAAGAGACCUAUCCUGUGUACGAUAAUUCUGAUUGCUUCAAGCGCAAACAGGACACAAUCCUUGUGGAUUACCCUGACCUGAGCCAGCCCUCUCCAGAAGAGCUGGCAGAAAGAAUGGAGGGCAUGGAAGAUGAGGAGUAUCCUUAUGAUGAAACCCUGCUAAAUGAUCUCACCUUGGGAAUGGGUGGUCAGGAUUUAAUGCAGAAAAAGGAUGAUGUAACUCUCUCCAAGGAGGAGAAGCAAGACCUUCCUCCCAGCCAGAGCACUGGGGAGUGCUGCUGCUGCUGUGAUGAUGAUCCUGCUGUCAUAGCAGAGAAUGCUGGAUUCCACUCUGAGAGCUGCAGUGAAGUAGAAGAGACAAGCCAAGAGGACCUGUCUGUGGAGUCAGAAAAUGAAAAUGCAGCUCUGGAAAAGCAAAGAGUCAGUGCUUCAGAGGAGACAGGCACACUGAGAAAGCGCAACACCAAAGUACUUGACUGAUAGGGACAACAGUGGAUGCUAUCUGGAUGGUAAAGGUAGAGGUCAUAAACUGUCCUCCGUGUGGGUUUUGUUCCCAGUGAGGACUUCUCUGUGUUCGUCUCCUUGUACCUAUUGCAUUCUUGUGGUUCCAGGCACAUCUGUCUGAACUGGGAGCCAAUGCCCUCUUUUGUGCACGCAUCACGGUUACCAUGAUGCUGUCAGCAGUGCUUUGUCCUUGGGUUUUGAAGCCUUGUAUUUUGGAGCAGAUAUUUGUGGCUCAUUCCUUUUCAAUUCUGAAGGAGCCAUCCUUGGUUUUGCCCUUUGUCAUCCCAGAGUUAACCAAAUGUCUCUUCUGACUUUUUCCAAAACAUCUGUGCUACCAGUUAGGAGAGUUAAUAAAAUCCUUAUAUACACAUGAGUUUACUGGGAUGCUGAAGGACAAAAUAUGCCUUCUUUCUCUUAGCUCAAUGUUAAGUGGUCAGCAGAGCAAAUCAUAGUCACAUACAUGACUCUCUCAACUCUGUCAUUGCUCUCUAUGCUUGAGAAGCUGCUGUCACUACAAUCCACAAAGUUCCUGUGCUACCCCACAGCCCCUGUCCCAGUUAUUCUGUGUUGCUGGAAUGGUAGCCUAAUUCAUGUUGUGUAACUUGUGUGAGCAAGACUGAAGCUCUGUGAGUUGUGCUUUAACUUUGCCUUAGCCCUGAUAAUUGCAGGAAGUGGACCACAAUGUGUGAGAGCACUAAAAAUAUCCCUAGAGAUUAAAACCAAAAAAGCAGUGUUAAGGUUUGUCUGUAAAGGAGAGAACAGCAUGAGGGGGACCCUCAGACUGAAGGUAGCUGCUAGGCUUUUCCUUCUUCCUGGAAACCUGUGGGGGUUUUAUGCUCUUGGAAUGUUGUUGCUAGAGUCUUGUUGAGGCAACCCCAGGUGUGGCAUGAGGAGGUUGCCAGAGCCAAGGGCUCCUGAUGGGAGGUGGCAGGUGGUCUCUGUCCCCAAGGGACAGCUUUUCUUGUAAAAGCAGCAUGGAGGAAAGGGUCCCUCAUCCCCCAUGACCCUCCUGCUUCUCCCAUAUCUGGGCACUUUUCAGGCUUGCCAUAACCCGUGUGUUGGGCCACCCUCAUGGCCCUGUGACAGCGACCAUUUGUGAUGUCACCAGUGCCCUGAGUGCUCUGGCACCAUAGCAGCAGGGCCCUCUGCAGUGCCCCCCUGCUCUGAGGCCCUUGAGGAAGGUGUGGAAGGAAGCAGAGGCCGAGCAGUGAGGUGGAUGGCAGCCCACCUUUGUAAGGGACAGCAGCAGGGCCCCUUCCAGUGAUGGCCGGAGAGGAAGGCAUGUGCCAGGAGGAGGCUGCGGAAGAGGAGGAGCAGAAUCACCCCUCUGCCAUGAGUGCCACCACCCUCAGUUCCCU
This is a messenger RNA of Sturnus vulgaris (Common starling), 2402 nucleotides long. RefSeq names its product RIC3 acetylcholine receptor chaperone (gene RIC3). The record is from RefSeq and is a predicted model, not a curated record. Gene Ontology annotation, cellular component: neuronal cell body; intracellular membrane-bounded organelle; neuron projection. Gene Ontology annotation, biological process: protein localization to cell surface; synaptic transmission, cholinergic. NCBI's taxonomy places the organism in Eukaryota, Metazoa, Chordata, Aves, Passeriformes, Sturnidae.